AUGAAUAUUUCUAAAACCUUGUUUAGCGUAUUUUUUGUCUUGUUUUUUAUAAGCAGUUAUAAUGUAAAAUGCCAACUGCGAUUUGCUUCAUUAGGAAAUUGGGGUAAGGAAAGUAAAUCCCAAUUGUUGAAUGCAAAAUAUUUGAAACAAUUUAUAAAGAGUGAAAGAGUAACAUUUAUAGUUAGUCCCGGAUCCAAUUUUGUGGAUGGGGUAAAAGGAUUAAAUGAUCCAUCAUGGAAAAGUUUAUAUGAAGAUGUAUAUGAAGAAGAAAAAGGGGAUAUGUACAUGCCCUUUUUUACAGUAUUAGGUACAGGUGAUUGGACAGGUAAUUAUAAUUCUGAAGUUUUAAAAGGUCAAGGUAUAUAUACUGAAAAAGAUGGAGUAACAACAAUUGAAAAUGAUGACGAAAAAACUAAAUAUCCUAAAUGGAUUAUGCCAAAUUAUUGGUAUCAUUAUUUCACCCAUUUUACCGUAUCAAGUGGCCCAUCAAUAGUUACAACUGGACAUAAAGACAUGGCAGCUGCUUUUAUAUUUAUAGACACAUGGAUAUUAUCAGCAAAUUUUCCAUAUAAAGAUAUACAUAAUAAAGCAUGGGAAGAUUUAAAAUUACAAUUAAAUGUUGCUAAAAAAGUUACAGAUUUUAUAAUUGUUGUUGGAGAUAAACCAAUUUAUUCAUCAGGCUUAUCAAGAGGUAAUUCAUAUUUAUCAUAUUAUUUAUUACCAUUGUUAAAAGAAGCUCAAGUCGAUUUAUAUAUAUCAGGACAUGAUAAUAAUAUGGAAGUAAUUGAAGAUAGUGAUAUAGCAUUUGUUAAUUGUGGAUCUGGUGCCAUAUCAAGUGGAAAAUCGUCUAUAAAAUCUCCCAAAUCUCUUUUUUUUAGUAGCGAUAUAGGUUUUUGUAUUCAUGAAUUAACUAAUAAUGGACUAGUUACUAAAUUUAUAAGCAGCAACACUGGAGAAAUUGUAUAUACCCAUAAAUUAGGAUUAAAAAAAAGAAAAACAUUAGAUAAAGUUAACUCUUUACAAUAUUUUGCUACCUUACCUAAAGUUGAAUUAAUUGAUGUACCUGCUGCUGGACCAAUGGGAAAUAAAGAUACAUUUGUUAGAAUCGUCGGAACAAUUGGUAUACUUAUAGGUUCAGUAAUAGCUUUUAUGGGAUUUUCCUCUUUUUUAUCAAAGAAUAUGAAAUAA
Molecule: messenger RNA, 1188 nt
Organism: Plasmodium vinckei vinckei
Lineage: Eukaryota; Apicomplexa; Aconoidasida; Haemosporida; Plasmodiidae
Product: glideosome-associated protein 50, putative
Exons: 1
Coding region: 1-1188 (395 amino acids)
Molecular function (GO): ferric iron binding; acid phosphatase activity; ferrous iron binding
Source: RefSeq, a predicted model, not a curated record